Molecule: messenger RNA, 325 nt
Organism: Hymenoscyphus albidus
Lineage: Eukaryota; Fungi; Ascomycota; Leotiomycetes; Helotiales; Helotiaceae
Source: the annotation of a GenBank genome assembly
AUGCAACUAUCAGGGAGACAUCUUUCCUUCAAUGGGGAGGCAGUUGGCCUUUUGCAUGAUAACUUCAUCAAGGACAAGGCUGCGGUAUGUUCUUUCCCUACCAAGGGUUUGCAACGCCCUUUCCCUUUUCCAGAUCUCUUCCCCUACCCACCCUCUCCUCUGUUUCUGGGUCCGAUCUCAUGAAGUUGUGUUUUCUGACACCACGCAGGAGUUUGAUAGGAGAGAGACUGCCAUUGACUACGAGCGAAGCAUCAAGGAAAAGUGCCAGAAAUGCUGGAAGAAGUGUAUGGUUGAAGUGUUUGUGUGGAUUGAGAUGCGUAACUGA